GCGCGCGCGGCAGCAGUUGGACUGCGGCGGGCGACUCUUCGUCAGCCUCUUUGUAGGCGUCCCUCCUCACCGCUUCUCUACCUCGCGCAGCAUGUCGGGCCGCGGCAAGACUGGCGGCAAGGCCCGGGCCAAGGCCAAGUCGCGCUCGUCGCGCGCCGGCCUCCAGUUUCCAGUGGGCCGUGUGCACCGGCUGCUGCGGAAGGGCCACUACGCCGAGCGGGUCGGGGCCGGCGCGCCGGUGUACCUGGCGGCCGUGCUCGAGUACCUCACCGCGGAGAUCCUGGAGCUGGCGGGCAACGCGGCCCGCGACAACAAGAAGACGCGGAUCAUCCCCCGCCACCUGCAGCUGGCCAUCCGCAACGACGAGGAGCUCAACAAGCUGCUGGGCGGCGUGACGAUCGCCCAGGGAGGCGUCCUACCCAACAUCCAGGCCGUGCUGCUGCCCAAGAAGACCAGCGCCACCGUGGGGCCGAAGGCGCCCGCGGGUGGCAAGAAGGCCAGCCAGGCCUCCCAGGAGUACUGAGGGGCGUCCGCGCCGCAGCCGGCCCUCCAUGCCACCACAAAGGCCCUUUUAAGGGCCACCA
Suricata suricatta (meerkat) is the source of this 584-nucleotide messenger RNA. Its product is annotated as histone H2AX. The transcript has a single exon. Gene Ontology annotation, biological process: DNA damage response. Lineage: Eukaryota; Metazoa; Chordata; Mammalia; Carnivora; Herpestidae. Gene Ontology annotation, cellular component: nucleosome. Gene Ontology annotation, molecular function: protein heterodimerization activity; structural constituent of chromatin; DNA binding. The record is from RefSeq and is a predicted model, not a curated record. Bases 92 to 523 code for a protein of 143 amino acids.